Molecule: messenger RNA, 1047 nt
Organism: Solea senegalensis (Senegalese sole)
Lineage: Eukaryota; Metazoa; Chordata; Actinopteri; Pleuronectiformes; Soleidae
Gene: eef2kmt
Product: eukaryotic elongation factor 2 lysine methyltransferase
Exons: 8
Coding region: 20-1000 (326 amino acids)
Source: RefSeq, a predicted model, not a curated record
ACAAACACGCUGGGGUCUGAUGCGUGUCGCCUCGGGCUUUGGGAGCAGAGAGUUUUUAAAGAUGGAGAUGAUCGUGACAGAUUUCCAGCGAUUCUUUUUCUCUAUGACUCGUCUGUCUUCUUUUCCCUGGAGUUUUCUAGAAGAAAAUCUGCAAAGCAACAAAUCGGCCGAUUUAAUUUCCGACAUUUUGAAACAGACGUGUCUUCACUCUCUGUGCAGGAAGUUUCCUCCAUCAGUCCGAUACAGGAGGCUGUUUCUGUCCGAGCUCGUCAGACAGCAGGAGGCUGCAGGCUGUGAACCUCUGGACGAGCUGUACGACGCUCUGGCUGAGGUUCUGGGUUCUGAGGACGCAGCAGAGUUCUGCUACAAAAGUUAUUUACUGCCUGGAGGUGACGCGCUCAGUCUGCUGGAGAACGUUGCUCUGAUCUCACAGGGAACCACUGGUCUAGUGACGUGGGAGAGCGCCCUCUACCUGGCUGAGUGGGCUCUGGAUCAUCCGCAGACAUUCACCGGCAGGACGGUUCUGGAGCUGGGCAGCGGCGUGGGAUUGACCGGUAUCACCAUCUGUCGCUCCUGCAGCCCAUCGAGGUUCGUCUUCAGCGACUGUCACCCGGGCGUCCUGCACAAGCUCCGGGCUAACGUGGAGCUGAACGGGCUGAGCGAAGCGACGACGCCCGCGGUCAGCGUGGAGCGGCUGGACUGGACGACGGCGACGGAUGAGCGAUUACAAGAGAUCGCCGCCGACGUUGUCAUCGCCGCGGAUGUGGUUUACGACCCUGACGUCGUCGUAAGCCUGGUGACGCUGCUGUCCAACGUCCUGAGGGGAUUGAGUCCCGAGGUUCUCAUCUGCUCCACCGUCAGAAACCAGGAAACAUACGACGGCUUUAAGACGCAGCUGAGAAGUGCAGGAAUUUCCCAUCACGCGAUCACGGGAGGCGUCAGUCACGUGUUUCCUUACAACCGAGCGUCAAAGAUAGAAAUGAUUCGACUGCACCGAUGACACAACGCCACCACUGUCGCACAAUAAAUGUUUUAUUUACACACGUA